Brassica oleracea var. oleracea is the source of this 1016-nucleotide messenger RNA. RefSeq names its product squamosa promoter-binding-like protein 5. Lineage: Eukaryota; Viridiplantae; Streptophyta; Magnoliopsida; Brassicales; Brassicaceae. Gene Ontology annotation, molecular function: DNA binding. The transcript is spliced from 2 exons. Gene Ontology annotation, cellular component: nucleus. Bases 93 to 623 code for a protein of 176 amino acids. The record is from RefSeq and is a predicted model, not a curated record.
ACCCCAACCCCAUCCAUCAUCAACAUUGCUUAGUCUUAACCAUAGUUCCACCACCAUCUUCUCAAGGCUACAACUUAAAAGCUUAACCAGAAAUGGAGAAAUCACAACGCUGGAGUUACGUGAAAGACAAGGCUAUAAUCUCCAACCUUGCUGAACAAGAAUGGGAGAAUAGCAUGGAUGGGGAAGAGGAGGAUGCAGGAGAUGAAGACAAAAGGAAGAGAGUGACGGAGAGAGCUAGGGAUACUAACACAGACCUUGUUCCACCGCGGCUAUGCCAGGUCCAUAGGUGCACUGCUAAUUUAACUGAAGCCAAGCAGUAUUACCGCAGACACAAAGUCUGUGAAGUUCAUGCAAAGGCAUCUGCUGCAACUGUUUCAGGCGCCAAGCAACGUUUUUGUCAACAAUGCAGCAGGUUUCAUGAGCUACCAGAGUUUGAUGAAGCUAAAAGAAGUUGCCGGAUGCGCCUAGCUGGACACAAUGAGAGGAGAAGGAAAGUUUCUGGUGACAGUUUCGGCGAAAGGUCAGGCCGGAGAGGGUUUAGGGGUCAACUGAUCCAGACUCAAGAAAGAAACAACGUAGACAUGAAACUUCCUAUGGCCAACACAUCAUUCAAACGACCAUAGAUCAAAUAAACAAUAUCAACACACCAGCUCUCUCUCUUCUGUCAUCUACUUAUGGUCUAUAUCUACAUUAUCUUGUUAUCCAAAUAAUGGCAUCUAACUAUGUCAAGAAAAAUGAAUCCUACACCAAUAUAUAACUACAAAAGUCUAGUACCCUUUAUGCUGUCAUAUGAAGGAUGGCUAUCCACAAAAUGUAAUAAGAGCUUUGCAUACUCUUACGUCUACUUAUGUUUAAUAAUGAUUAUGAUAUGUUUUUACUCUUGAGUCUCAAAUUGAUCCAAGCUUACUGAAACUUAACGAUGACCACUGAGAUAUCAUCUGAGCUUCUGCGAGGUGCAUUGCGGCAGACUUUGCAUCUUUUGUUCCCUUUAUCGAGUCAACGGCCUCUUGGUUCGA